This is a messenger RNA of Centruroides sculpturatus (bark scorpion), 4464 nucleotides long. RefSeq names its product kinase suppressor of Ras 1-like. The record is from RefSeq and is a predicted model, not a curated record. The transcript has 19 exons. Gene Ontology annotation, biological process: protein phosphorylation. Gene Ontology annotation, molecular function: ATP binding; protein kinase activity. Lineage: Eukaryota; Metazoa; Arthropoda; Arachnida; Scorpiones; Buthidae. The coding region runs from base 359 to 3088 and encodes 909 amino acids.
AUCGUUUAUCAAAAUUUAUAUCUCCGGUCGUGUAAACGAGGAGCGAAAAUAAUAUAAACUUUUCCAAUAGUGGAGACCUUUUGGCCUUUGCAAAGGCUAUUAAGGUCAUCGGUCAACGAUAGGAAAAAAAAAGAAAGAAAACCGACCAAUGAUGUCAUCGGUUUUACCGUUCGCGCAAUCUCGUACAAUGACGUCGCGCGAACGCGAAAGUACGAGACCGGUAUCCAAGAUGGCGGUCCGGUGGUAAUGUUAGACGAAGAAUGGAACCUACUAGUUCCAUUCGGCCCGCAGAUCGUUUAGUGGUUCGUGUACCCAACGUGUGGAUAUUUAGCCAUGAAGCUAUAAAAUUUUCGGAAGGAUGGCCGAGGAUGAAGGGGAAGAUCAUAGAUCGAUCGAAGCUUGCACCACGGCCCAGGCUAUGAUCGACAUCAAUGCUAAACACCUGGACGGGCUGAGGACCCAAUGUCCUCCCAGUGCCGAACUCACACAACACGAAAUUCGAUCUGUCGAGAGCAAGCUUAUCAAGUUGUUCAGUAGACAACUCAUUGCUAAGUAUAAAUGUCCAAACAGAGAGGCUCUGAAGGAACUCGAACAGUAUCCUCGACUUCGACUCUGGUUACAGGUGGUGGGGCUCAGCCUAAAGUGUAUCGAGGGCAUCUCGCAAGAAAUAGAGACAAUGGACGAGUUACUACGGAUGUCGGAACAUAAUCUGAAAGAAAUCAUGCAUAAAGUGAAUGCCAGAGAUGAAGAGAUAAGGAGAAUGCUCAUUGCUCUACGUAAUUUAAAAACUUAUACAGAUCGGCAGUUACAAGGGGAAGUAUCCACUGCAACGGAUCUAGAACUGCACUGGGAAUCUUGGGACAGAAAUUCCGGCGUCGGUACUUCUCCUCGUAGCUAUCAUCGUACUAGAGCUGCGCGUUCGUCCGUUCCUUCGGAAGAACUGUUAAAGGGAACUCCCGUCUCUCCUCCGUCUAAUCACGGGCACCAUAUGAGUUCUUCUUCUGGUCAUAUAUCGGUUUCUUCCACGGCCAUGUAUCACGGUCUGUCGUCGACAAUUCCCAACUAUGGCUCCGCGUCCCUGACUCCAAAUUCGAGAGAGUGUCGUUACACGCCUCCACCUACUCCUCCGAUAAUGGGAAAGAAGGGAGACAAGAGGUUUCCCACCACUCCACCACCUAGUAAGAAACACCAGACUACAUUAUUACCGGAAUUUCCUCUUACAAAAAGCAAAUCUCAUGAAGAACAUCUAGCAAACAGGAUUGAACAUAUGGAUUCUUUACAAAACAAGGGAGAGAAUAUUCCUCGGCGCCGACUGGCCACUGAGCCUGGUCUGGAAUCUUCAGGCCUGUUUGGACAGAUGUCUCCUUUGAUGUCAUCUCCCAACAGGUCUCCCCCGUUCAUCAGUCCUGAUCAACAGAGUGAUGGAUGCUUUGUGGAUGAAAUUCCUUCACAGAAUAUUUUGCCCGUACCUCGUUCUCCAAGAACGCAAGGAAUGGGUCAUUCGAUACAUCAUCGAUUUACUCCAACUCUGAAGGUCACAAUAUGCCAAUUGUGUGACAAACCCAUGUUUUUUGGUGUCAAGUGUAAAGAGUGCAAAUUCAGGUACCACAGGGAUUGUUCUGAAAAAGCACCUCCUUCGUGCGGUCUACCAAAUGCUUUGGUACACUUCUUCUCAAGGACAAUUACAAAUGAAGGAAGCCAUUCUCCCAUCAUGUCUCACACUCCAUCUGUCACCAGUCCCAACAUCCUGCGGAGCGAGAGUGGGCGAGAACGAAAGAAGUCCCGGCAGCAGCCGAUCAUCAACAUUCCUCCGUUUCCUCCGCCAGAUUCUUCGUCUAACACUUCUUCCUGCAAUUCUUCGACGCCUUCGUCUCCCGCCGUUAUCAUUACUUCCGCUCAGCAGAUGCAGUCAUCUUAUUCUAGAAUUCACCAGUUUCACUUUCCAGAUGUCUCUGAUUUAAAUAAAGACGUAACUUUAGAAACGAAGCCUUUCAUCGAUAGCGAAAUGAUAGAGACGCAGAAGUCCAAUGAUAGUGAUAAAACCGUUUCUGGUACUUCUGGAAGCACUGAUUCCGAAAAGACACUGGCUGGACGUGUUGACUCGCAAGAUAGCCAAGUCUCUGACGUAGAUGCCAGCGAGCGGUCUUGGCCCAGGCAGAAUAGUCUGUCAUUAAGAGAAUGGGAUAUUCCUUACGAUGAAUUAGAAAUUAUUGACAGAUUGGGAACAGGAAGAUUUGGAACCGUUUACAAAGGUAAUUGGCAUGGCAGUGUUGCCAUCAAGGUGCUAAAUAUGGAUCAUGUAGAUGACAAAAAAACGCUUGAAACAUUUAAACAAGAGGUAGCAACGUUUCGAAAAACAAGGCAUGAGAAUUUAGUUCUUUUCAUGGGUGCUUGCAUGAAUCCGCCUCACUUAGCAAUAGUCACAAGUCUAUGUAAAGGCAACACACUUUAUACACAAAUUCACCUUUUGAAAGACAAACUCAGUCUUAACAAAACAGUUUCUAUUGCACAACAAAUAUCACAGGGGAUGGGAUAUCUUCACGCCAGAGAGAUCGUUCACAAAGAUUUAAAGACAAGAAACAUUUUUUACGAAAACGGCAAGGUCGUCAUAACGGAUUUCGGUCUGUUUUCAGUCACAAAGUUAUGCCACGGAAACAGGAAGGGAGAAUGGUUGACCAUUCCCAAAGGCUGGUUAUGUUAUCUGGCGCCCGAAGUAAUUCACAGUCUGAGGGCAGGAAACCAACAGGAAGGUGACGACCUCCCAUUCUCUACGGCUUCGGACGUCUACGCUUUCGGGACGGUCUGGUACGAACUUCUGUGCGGAGAAUGGCCAUUUCAAGGACUUCCUUCGGAGGCCAUUAUUUGGCAAGUGGGAAAAGGAGUGAAACAGUCUUUAGCAAACAUACAAGCUUCACGUGACGUUAAGGAAAUCCUGAUGAUGUGUUGGGCUUUCAAAUCAUCGGAUAGACCAGAAUUUAGUAAAUUACUAACAAUUCUGUCACAAUUACCUUUGCUUCCCAAGAAACGAUUGGCAAGAAGUCCCUCGCAUCCCAUACAUCUGUCACGCUCGGCAGAAUCCGUUUUUUAAAUCGUCGCGGAAGUAACGGACGGACGGCUCGACGGGACGCUCGCUAGUAUCCGAACGUUAAUUUCACGUAACUAUGCACGUCCGAAGUCUGUUUGGACCUCCGCCGACUCGUCCGCAAGACUCGGGAGCGUGCAAGAAUGGGUAAACGGUAAGAGUAGGGGGUCCAGAAAACGGCACGAACACGAAAUGCCGUGCGAGCCAUCCACUCUCGCUACGGAAAUACUAAUUUUAUUCACGUUUCACACCGUCGUGCCCGUCGAGUCCACUUAUUAAGUCUGUCGGGAGUCGUGGAAUUCCUAGACGAGUAUGAACUUGGCACUGCGUGCAUGCAUAUUCAAAGAUUGCUCUUUAUCUGCGUUUAAAAGCUACAUAUAUAUAUAUAAAUGCAUGUAUAUAUUAUUUUAUAUAUACAUAUAUGUAUAUAUAAAAUUGAUCGAUGCAUAGUGUUCACUUCUCAUGCAAAUCAUUUAAUUUAUUAUUACAUAUUAUAUGUUCUUUACAAAAAACAAGCUGUAUUUUUGGGGUUAACGUGACAAGAAGGAUAUACCCGUUUAUAUUUAAACGAACGUUUUAAUAUUUUCAAAUAUCGCAAAACUUCUUUGUCGACAUUUUACUCAAAAAUUUGUAAUUCUCAGGAAAUUACACGCCCCAAACUUAACAAAAAGAUUUGCAGGAUAGCUUUUUUUAAAUUACUUUUAUAAGGUGGUUCGCACGGUACGGGAGUUAGACUUUGUUAUUUUCGUUUGCCAAUUUAUCGAGGACCGAGAGAAGUUUGGCCACGACCAGUUAAAACCGAUCUUUGGGCAGAAAACAAAAUAAAAUAUAUCGAACAAAUCGAUUGAUUUGCUCGGAAAAAGGUGUGAAAUUUGUCACAGAUGUCGUGCAAGGACAUUUCUUGCGCAUUUGAAAUUUAGGAUGACAUCGAAACUGCUGCAAAGAUAUAGUUUGGAUAUGUUUGCGCCCUCGUUUUGAAUCCUAAUUUUAAAAUUUUUAAUCAUUUUUCAUUUACAAUUUACACGACGCAUUCGUUUUUAGUUUACCCACAACGCAUAAUUUUAUAUAGAAAUGAAAAUGUUGCCAGUAAGCGGCGCAUUUUCAUUUCCGUUCUCAUUUUGACUAAGGUAAUGAGAUUUUUGUCAAACUUUUAAAUUGUAUUCUUUACGAACUGCUAAUCAGGCACCAUACGGAACUGUUCUUACAAUAUUUUUUUAUCCUUUCUUGGGUCACAAUUUUAAGUAACUACAGUUUACCAGUGCAGAAAAGAUAAUUGUUCCUAUCAUUACUUACGCGACACGCUAUUUGUUAAUUUACUUAUUAGCGUACGAGGUGUAUCGACGGAAUCCUUACAGAUUGCGAAAUUAACGAUUUAGCCGAUU